AUGAUGGGUGUCUUAAUCGACUUGAACACUGUUAAUGAAGAUGAAGAGGAUAACAACAACAGCAACAACAAUAGUAGCAGCAACAAUUACCAAAAUACCCUCCAAAAUCUUUGUGCUUCAUCUUCAUCAUCUGUUUGUAUGGAGCUAUGGCAUGCUUGUGCGGGCCCACUCAUCUCUUUGCCCAAAAAGGGUAGUUUGGUAGUUUACUUGCCUCAAGGUCAUCUUGAAGAACAAAAUCAGCAAAAUAAUUUGCCAGAAUUUGAUUUUUCAAGUGGGAUUAUUAAUACUAAUAGUAAUAUUAGUAGUAAUAAUAAUUAUAAUCAUACUUUUGAUUCCCACCAAAACAAUAUUCCUCCUCACGUGUUCUGUCGUGUUCUUGAUGUCAAGCUUCAUGCGGAAGUUGCAACAGAUGAGGUUUAUGCUCAAGUUUCUCUAAUCCCAGAGAGCAGCCAGUUUGAGGAGAAAUUGAAAGAGAGUGAGACUGAUGUAGAGGGGGAUGAAGAGGAUUUUGAGGACAUUGUCAAGUCCACAACACCUCAUAUGUUCUGCAAGACUCUUACUGCUUCGGAUACCAGCACUCAUGGUGGAUUCUCUGUCCCUCGCCGUGCUGCGGAGGAUUGCUUUCCUCCCCUGGAUUACAAGCAGCAGAGGCCAUCUCAGGAGCUGGUUGCAAAGGAUUUGCAUGGAUUAGAGUGGAGGUUUAGGCACAUUUACAGAGGCCAGCCGAGGAGGCAUUUGCUUACUACUGGGUGGAGUGCUUUUGUGAACAAGAAGAAGCUAGUCUCUGGAGAUGCAGUGCUCUUCCUCAGAGGCGCCGAUGGAGAGCUGAGGUUAGGAAUCCGAAGAGCAGUUCAGCUGAAAGGACCAACCUCCUUUUCUGCUCUCCCCACUAGACUAAUGAGCAACAACAGUGUGUCAGCUGCAUUCGAUGCAAUAUCUUCUGGACGUGUUUUCAAUGUCUGUUAUAACCCAAGGGCAAGCUCGUCUGAGUUUGUUGUACCACUCCGGAGGUUCUUGAAGAGUUUGGAUACUUCUUUCAAUGUAGGAAUGAGGUUCAAAAUGCGCUUUGAGGCAGAAGAUGCUGGUGAAAGAAGGUACACCGGAGUGGUCACUGGAAUGGCUGAGUUGGAUCCGAUGAGAUGGUCUGGUUCGAAAUGGAGAUGCUUAAUGGUAAGGUGGGAUGAUGUAGAGGUGAACCGCCAUGGCAGAGUUUCUCCUUGGGAGAUUGAGCCAACCGGUUCUUUUCCGAGUCCCAGUAGCUUAAUGGCAUCUGGUCUAAAGAGGAGCAGAAUCGGUUUGCCAUUAGCAAAACCAGAAUUUCCAAUUCCAAGUGGAGUUGGAAUGCCAGACUUCGGAGAAUCAAUGGGAUUCCGGAAGGUCUUGCAAGGUCAAGAAAAAUUGGGUUCUCGUUCUGCCUGUGAUGGUAAUGACAACCCUCAUCUUUCCUCAUCUGAUCCAGGAAGAUGCUAUCCUAGCUCCAUUCCUCCAGGUGAUUUUGGCAGAACUGCCAAAGGCAUAGGCUUCAGGGAAUCAUUCCGAUUCCAAAAGGUCUUGCAAGGUCAAGAAAUACGCCAUCUUAGUCCCGCUCAAGUAGAUGGUUUAACAUCUUCAGCCAACCGGGGGCAUGAGGGUGGUGGUCCCCUUGAAAUUUACGAGGGUGUGCAAGUGCCUAACUGUGGAAACGGAUGGCUUAAAGCACAAGUAUCUUCACCAUCCUCGGUAUUAAUGUUCCCACAUCCAAGCAUUCAACAAGCUAGGAGCUUCAGAUCGCCUAUGUGUCAACCCAGGGUGAUGAGUAUGGAACAUAUGAAUUAUGCCGGUGUUCCUGCAUACAAUUCUCUCUCGAAAGCAAGUGAGGAGUUGGUUCCUGCCGGUAAAGCCAGUUGCAGGUUGUUUGGUUUUUCUCUCACUGAGGGCGAACACAGGGUGGAUAAAGAGAGAAGCCAUAAUAGCUCGUUUCCACCUCCUGAGACUUCGUUUUGGCCUCUCGUUGAAGGGCAGCCAUGCUACAAGUCUCCUUCUGUGACCAAAGUUGGGAGCAAUUGUCCCGGAGCAAACGAUCUAUAUGCUGUAAGAGAUAUGCUUCUUGAUAUUGCUCUUUAAACAGAAAGGACCUGCCUUUUACAAGAUCUAGAUCACUUUGCGGCUUUGAACCAAACAAUGGUUUGAUGGCCUAGUGACAGUUUAGUAGGAAGAACUUCAGAAUGCUUUGUCUACAAUAUCAGUAAUUAAGUCACUGAUGAAAAAAAAAAGAAGUAUCUCAAGAUAUUUGCUCAAGUUGUUUUGUAUUCAAAAGAAUGAUUUGUAAUUGUCUAACUUGCUUUUUAGUUUAGACCAAACCUUAUGAUGCAUGUAUGAAUUUUUUCCCUUCAAGAUUUGAUUGUAAUUUUAAUCACACGAUUUCUUUCCGGAUAAUUAUGCUAUGUACAAGUAUUUAUUUGCUAAAGAUUAUUGUGCAACAGCA
Molecule: messenger RNA, 2464 nt
Organism: Chenopodium quinoa (quinoa)
Lineage: Eukaryota; Viridiplantae; Streptophyta; Magnoliopsida; Caryophyllales; Amaranthaceae
Product: auxin response factor 3-like
Exons: 10
Coding region: 1-2103 (700 amino acids)
Biological process (GO): response to hormone; regulation of DNA-templated transcription
Cellular component (GO): nucleus
Molecular function (GO): DNA binding
Source: RefSeq, a predicted model, not a curated record